AUGUCGACCGCCCAGGAACUCCUCCACACCCACGGCCUAAAUAUCUUCAAGGGCCUCGCCGUCGCCGGCGCAGGGGGCGCGCUCCUCUCGAGACUCCUGGUAGGCUCAGCAGACGCAGAGGCGCCGCCGGGUGGUGCUGCCUCCAAAAAGGUGUUUGGGCGCGCUGGGCCAGCGUUUGUGAGCCUGGCGUUGCAGGAGAGCGAGGAUGUGAACCACAAUACGAAGAGGUUGCGGUUUGGGUUGCCUGGGGAGGGGGACGUGAGUGGGCUGCCGUUGACUUCCGCGCUGCUUACAGUGGCAGUGCCCAAGGGCCACUAUCUGCCCGUACUAAGACCCUACACGCCCAUCUCGCCCAGCGAUCAAGCUGGCGUGGUAGAGUUCAUGGUGAAGCGCUAUCCAAACGGCAAGCAGUCGACACACCUACACUCGCUGUCCCCAGGCGACAAGGUCCUGUUCGCAGUCGUGAUCCCAGGGUACAAGUGGACGCCGAACAAGCACGACUCCAUCACGCUGAUUGCGGGCGGGGCUGGGAUCACGCCGUGCUACCAGCUCAUCCAGGGGAUCCUGCAGGACCCGGCGGACAAGACCAAGAUUCGACUUGUGUUUGGCGUGAAUGCCGAGGAGGAUGUUCUGCUGAGGAGAGAGUUUGAAGACCUCGAGAGCAGGUUUGGGAAGGACAGGUUUAGGGCUGUGUAUGCGGUUUCGAGGGGAGGUGAGAAGCUGGCUGGCGGUGAUGAACGGUUCAGAAAGGGAUAUGUCACCGAGGCGCUGCUGAGGGAGGUUGCUGUGCCAGCGUCGGAGGAGAAUACGAAGGUGAUGGUGUGCGGGCCGCCGGGAAUGGAAGAGGCGUUGCUUGGGAAGAAAGGCUGGGGAGGGCGGCAGGAGGGGAUCUUGGCCAAGUUGGGCUAUCGGAAAGACCAGAUCCAUCAGUUCUAG
This is a messenger RNA of Cryphonectria parasitica EP155, 936 nucleotides long. RefSeq lists its product as uncharacterized. Gene Ontology annotation, molecular function: cytochrome-b5 reductase activity, acting on NAD(P)H. NCBI's taxonomy places the organism in Eukaryota, Fungi, Ascomycota, Sordariomycetes, Diaporthales, Cryphonectriaceae. The coding region runs from base 1 to 936 and encodes 311 amino acids. The record is from RefSeq and is a predicted model, not a curated record. The transcript has 2 exons. Gene Ontology annotation, biological process: ergosterol biosynthetic process.